AUGGAGCUUGCCCAUUUUUCUAUCGCCACAAACUACGUCGUUUCACCCACACCACCACCGGUACCUGCAGCCGGAAGUUUCUCUCCUCUUCCAGUUUUUCCGGUCAUUCCAAGAACUUCCGGCCCUUUGUUGGCUUCGAAACCCACAGGCCUUCUUUUCAGAUCGGAGAAAGUUAGAUCACGAAAUUCCUUUCGUGCUGCUAGUUCUAGUAAUACAGCAGCUUCAACAACUGAAUUGGCUCGAGAACAUAAGGAUGGAUCGAUUGAGGAAAACGACGAGAUGUUAGAUGAUCAUAGAAUGGUACGAAUUUGCGAUAAACUAAUCGAGGUUUUCUUGUUCGACAAACCCACACCAACUGAUUGGAGAAGGUUAUUGACUUAUAGCAAGGAAUGGGACAAUAUUCGGCCCCACUUCUAUAAGAGAUGUCAGGAGAAAGCAGAUAGUGAGAACGAUCCUGGAAUGAAGCAUAAUUUGCUUCGGCUUUCAAGAAAGCUGAAAGAGAUUGACAUAGACAUACAAGGGAACAACGAGCUCCUUGAUGUAAUCAGAAAGUCUCCAUCCGAGAUGGGUGAAAUUGUAGCCAGGCGUCGAAAGGACUUCACCAAAGAAUUUUUCAUUCAUCUUCAUACUGUGGCAGAAUCAUAUUAUGAUAAUCCAACAGAACAAAAUGAGGUUUCAAAGCUUGGGAAUACGUGCUUAGCUGCUGUAGAGGCAUAUGAUAAUGCAACUGAAAGUACGGAAGCAUUAGAAGCUGCAGAAUUGAAAUUCCAAGACAUAAUUAAUUCUCCUUCGGUAGAUGCUGCUUGCCGGAAGAUUGACAGUUUGGCCCAAAAAAAUCAGCUCGAUUCAGCUCUGGUUCUCAUGAUUACAAAAGCUUGGGCCGCUGCUAAGGAGACAAACUUGACGAAAGAUGAGGCGAGAGAUGUGGGGUAUUAUCUAUAUAAAACAUCAAUGCAUCAUCUCCAGAAGCGCGUGCCGAAAGAAAUCAGGAUAGUCAAGUAUUUGCUCAAGAUUGAAGACCCUGAAGAGCGGAUGAGUGCUUUAAAUGACGCUUUUGCCCCUGGAGAAGAACGGGAACAUGAAGAAACGGAUGUUAAAGGCCUCCACACGACCCCUGAGAAGCUGCACGCCAAGAUUAAGAGCGUGGUUGAUGCGUAUUAUUUCAGCCAAGAGGGCACUCUCGAAAAGGAAGCUCGGGAUUUAGUGAGACCCGUAAUCAUCCAAAAAAUGGAGGAACUGAAAAAGAUAAUCCAGGAUAACUUCAUAAACAGAGAAACGCCAAUUCUCAGAUCACCAUUGUUGGCUCCAAGGAUACUUCAAAAUGAACUCAUUAAGCAGGACUGGAGAUCUCAGAAAAAGAUCCAGGUACAACCGGACAACUAUGAUAUAGUGAGGGACGUACUAUUCGAGGGGAAGUAUCAGUGGAAGUCAUCCGCCGUUGGUAAUACUGGUAUAUGGACUGCUCUGGAGGUUCACAUCUGCAGGGAUAAGCUUGAGCUAAAAUGUUGUCCAAGGGGAGAAUUGUCCGAUGAAGAAGACCAUGAGAAGUACUGGUUGACUUUUCACGGAAGGGUCUAG
Molecule: messenger RNA, 1578 nt
Organism: Striga hermonthica
Lineage: Eukaryota; Viridiplantae; Streptophyta; Magnoliopsida; Lamiales; Orobanchaceae
Source: the annotation of a GenBank genome assembly